This is a messenger RNA of Drosophila grimshawi, 1039 nucleotides long. Its product is annotated as J domain-containing protein CG6693. Gene Ontology annotation, cellular component: cytoplasm; nucleus. NCBI's taxonomy places the organism in Eukaryota, Metazoa, Arthropoda, Insecta, Diptera, Drosophilidae. The record is from RefSeq and is a predicted model, not a curated record. Gene Ontology annotation, molecular function: heat shock protein binding. The transcript has a single exon. The coding region runs from base 75 to 965 and encodes 296 amino acids.
CACUUCAAUCGACACUUUCGAGCACUUCACAUCAAGUACGGAGAGAGACAGAUUUGAGCUACAGUAAAAUUAAAAUGACGACUCUUGAAUUAUGCGAAAAAUACUUUGAGACGCGCGAUGUGUACAAACUGAUGGGUAUUGUGAAAGAUGCCAAAGAGAAGGAGAUUAAGAAGGCAUACCACAAACUGUCGCUGCUCGUGCAUCCCGACCGAGUGCCCGAGGCACAAAAAGAGGAAUCCACCGAAAAGUUCAAGGUGCUCUCGAAAAUCUACCAGGUGCUCACCGAUCCGGCCAAGCGGGCCCUCUACGACGAGCAGGCGAUCAUCGAUGACGAUGACGAGGGCAAGCUAACCAAUUGGCUGGAUCUAUGGAGCAAGAUAUUCAAGCCGCUGACCGUCGAAGAUAUCAGCAACUAUGAGAAGGAAUAUGUCGGCUCCGAGCUGGAGAGGACCGACAUCAAGAAGGCAUAUUUGGGCGGCAAGGGUUGCAUGAAUUACAUCAUGAAUCAUGUGCCGUUCAUGAAGGUCGAGGAUGAGCCCCGUUUCCAAGAGAUUGUCGCCGCCAUGAUUGCAGCGAAUGAUGUGCCCGAAUACAAGAUAUUCACCGAGGAGCCGGCAGCGAAGCGCACUAAGCGCCAUAAGAAAUACGCCCGGGAAUCGAAGGAGGCACACAUCAUUAAAGAGCGCAUCCAGCGACGCCAGCAGAAGGACGACGAGGAGGCGGCGACGGCCAGCGGCGGCAAUUUGGAGCAUCUGAUUUUGGCGCGCAAAAAUCAACGCGAAUCCAACUACAACUCGUUAAUGGAUCGCCUGCUGGAGAAGUAUGCCGGCGAGGAUGAUUCCGACAUCGUCGAUUUCUCUGCUGCACUCGACAAGACGAAGAAGAAGCGCAAGCCAAAGCACGCCCAGAAUCCAACCAAAUUGAAUGGCGUGAAAAAAGGUCGCGUGGAGAAGCCAAAAGCUUAAAUACAUUAGUAGUUUAACCAACUUCAAUUUCUAGAUUAAGAACAAAUUAUAUUAAAUCCAUUUAGUAGCUGUAA